AUGGCAUCAAUCCCUAGGACAAUCGCUGGACCUCCGUCAGUGACAAGGAUCCCACUGUUCCUGGCGCCAGCCUUCGCGAGGCCAUCCACCAUCACAGCAACCUCAUCAACGCCUAUCAUUCGAUCUUAUGCGACACAAAAGGAGGAGAAGAAAAGCCACACAAAUUGGGCACUACAUGCACGUCCUAAAAUUGAUCGGAACAAGAAAAGAGGUGUCUCCGCUAUUCGACGGACUGGACCCAGGAGUAUGCGAGGGCUCUGGAAAUACCCUCUUCCAGUGCCUGUAGCACGAGAUCACAGAGGAACGGCGGCAGAAUAUGCAGAAUCUGCCGAUCAUGGGCUCUGGGGAUUUUUCGACAAGUCCAAGCAGGCACUGCUUGCACCAGAUGAUGAAUCGAGCCAUGGACGGGCUUGGACGUACAAGGAGCUAUCCGUCAAAUCUUUCGAGGAUCUCCAUAAACUCUACUGGGUGUGUGUGAAGGAACAGAAUCGAACUCUGACUCGAGAAAAAGAAAGACAACGUCUGAGGGCAGGUUAUGGUGAAGUGGAAAGUGAGGAGAGAGUGGCUGUUGUACGGGAAACGAUGAGCCUCAUCAGAGAAGUCCUGAUCGACCGCCAAUUGUCAUACAAUCAAGCUCGAACGUUGGUUGGACAGAGAGAAGUGGCCGACAUUCUUGGAGAACCACAGUCUGUUCUGGAGGAUGACAACUCAUCGGAUCAGAUGGAAACGAUGUCACAACGUCGGUGA
Messenger RNA from Fonsecaea pedrosoi CBS 271.37, 747 nucleotides. RefSeq lists its product as uncharacterized. The record is from RefSeq and is a predicted model, not a curated record. The transcript has 3 exons. NCBI's taxonomy places the organism in Eukaryota, Fungi, Ascomycota, Eurotiomycetes, Chaetothyriales, Herpotrichiellaceae. Gene Ontology annotation, molecular function: structural constituent of ribosome. Gene Ontology annotation, biological process: mitochondrial translation. Bases 1 to 747 code for a protein of 248 amino acids. Gene Ontology annotation, cellular component: mitochondrial ribosome; mitochondrial large ribosomal subunit.